CGAGAUGAUGUGGCAUAAGAAGAUAUGGCUGAGUUUUAUAAGUACAAAGAACCUCUAGUUGUAACAUUUUUUUUUGAUGAUAAAAGAUAGCACUUGUCCCAUAACCAAACCCAACCCCUAGCUUGGUAGAAGUACUUGUACUUAAAAAGUUGUUGUAAAUUGAUCGCACCACCACGACCACCACCGUAUCCGUAGCUAGUAAAACCCUAGGAUUGACAUUGGUUCCCCCUUUCCUUCAAAGACAGCAGUUAUGGAAAGCCAGCAGGGCAUGUCCCGCGAUGACGGUGAGCUUGCGACCUUCUGGCUUCGGAAAACCCGGAAGCCAGUCUUGUGCGUUUUGAUGGUGCAAAAGCCUGGAGGCAAACCCGUUUUCUAUCGCGGUAUGAAUUUGGAGGUGAGUAUGCC
This is a messenger RNA of Amoebophrya sp. A25, 405 nucleotides long. NCBI's taxonomy places the organism in Eukaryota, Dinophyceae, Syndiniales, Amoebophryaceae. The record is from the annotation of a GenBank genome assembly.